Molecule: messenger RNA, 2484 nt
Organism: Penicillium verhagenii
Lineage: Eukaryota; Fungi; Ascomycota; Eurotiomycetes; Eurotiales; Aspergillaceae
Product: serine/threonine/tyrosine protein kinase MPS1
Exons: 1
Coding region: 1-2484 (827 amino acids)
Biological process (GO): meiotic spindle assembly checkpoint signaling; protein localization to kinetochore; chromosome segregation
Cellular component (GO): kinetochore; spindle; nucleus
Molecular function (GO): protein serine/threonine/tyrosine kinase activity; protein serine/threonine kinase activity; ATP binding
Source: RefSeq, a predicted model, not a curated record
AUGGCCUCCCCGAAUUCCCUUUCGUCCGCAUACAACAGCAACCUGUAUCAACAACCAUCCCGACCGGUGUCCCGAUCCGCGGUUUCACGUCCCGGUUCCAGACGGGUCUCCCCAGCCUUCCAGCACACAGAGUCAAAAUCAUCUCUGUCCCGACACUACUCCGGUGAUAGCUCUGAUGAUGAAGUUCCAGAGCCAAAAUUCAGCGCAUCCGUUAAAGCACUUUUGGACGGAGAUGGUUUAGGAUCCUCGCCUCAUCUUCAACAAGGACAUGCAGCAUAUGAGCGUCGUGUUGCUGCGAUGGGCGGCUUGAGACAACACAGCCAAUCACCACGGAACUCAUCGCCACACGAAAGCUCUAAUGGUAGCCCGGCACCAAGGGUGGUUCGCAUCGGCGGUGCCUCUAGGUUCUCCCGUGAAAGCUCUCCGCUAUCCAACAACCAUGUUGCCGAACCGGAAGCGCAAAGCCGUCCCGAUAAUUUCAAAACUCCCGCUCCACGACCUCGGAGCGUUCGAAUUAAUGCAUCGCGCAGCGAUACAAGGUCCCCAUCGUCCUUGUCGCCGUCCCUGAACCGCUCUUUAGAACGCAACUCGGGUGAUGAGUACGGCAGCGCGGAUCGGUCUGAUAGUGAUCGAAAAUCACAUUAUGAGGAUGACCCUGCAGCGCGAUUCGGCACUGCCUCAGCUCUACGAGGGCGUAACUUGGAGGAUUUUGGCCCGCAGAGCUCAUUGAGGGUCAAGCGAGUCGGGCGACUUACCGGAACCUUUCUCAACGGACCUGCUCGAAGAGGAGUGUUGCGUCGCCAGAGUGAAGAGAAUAAUGAAGAUAACUAUCAUCUCAAUGACGAUUUGAGGGAAACCGCGGAACCCGAUUACGAUAAUCUUGAAUCACAACCCCAAGACAUUGCAAAGCCAUCAUCACCAAAGGUAUCAUGGGCGGACCCAAGCCCCCCACAGGAUAAUGACUGGCGACGGCCGGAUCGACCUGCAACCACAGAACGGAAUGAAGGUCCUUUUUCCAGACCAUCUUCCCCAAAAUCAUAUGGAUCACAGUCCAAGUCCACACCUGCAUCAUCGGAACAAUCCUCCAGGGAAUCCAGUGCAAGAGAGCAGCCCGCAUUCAAAGUCCCACCCCUACCCCAUCUACCCUCAGUCAGGGAUCAGGAAAAUGAUCCGCCGCCAACUUUUAGAAGAGCGAAGCCACAGGGCUUAAAUGUGCUGGAUAAGCCCAACAAGUUAUCAGCUAUGUACGAAACCGAAAAGAAAGAAGUUGCCGAGACACCAGCAGGAAACUCACACCGCAAGGUUCUUGCUACCAGAAGUAAUAACACACCACAUCGACCUGCACCCCCACCCCCAAAAAUGUCGGUUCUCGAGACGGCAACUGCAACUGGUGGUGCAUCAACAUCACAAUCACGGAAAAAGCGAACACAGGUAACCAUCAAUCACAAGCAAUUUACUCGACUUGAUUGCAUUGGCCGUGGUGGCAGUUCUCGUGUAUAUCGCGUGAUGGCCGAAAACUACAAGAUCUUCGCCCUAAAACGAGUCAACCUGGAAGAUGUCGACCCACUGACGCUCACUGGCUACAAGGGUGAAAUCGACCUGCUGAAGAAGUUGGAGAACGUUGAACGUGUGGUGCGUUUGUUCGAUUGGGAACUCAAUUCUGACAAACAUUCGCUCAGCGUCCUCAUGGAGAUUGGUGAAUCUGAUCUAGAGAAGAUUCUUGUUUACCGUCUCAAUGCGGAAGAUGCUGUCUUCGAUAUCAACUUCACUCGAUUUUACUGGAAGGAGAUGCUUGAGUGCGUACAGGCUGUUCAUGAACAUAACAUUGUCCACUCCGACUUGAAGCCGGCCAACUUCCUUAUGGUACAGGGACGCUUGAAAUUGAUUGAUUUUGGUAUUGCCAACGCCAUUCAAGACCACACUGUGAACGUUCACCGAGAACAACAAGUUGGAACACCCAACUACAUGUCCCCCGAAGCAUUGGUUGACUCCAACGCAUCCCUUGGACUGCCCGCAAGCGUCGGCAAGGUCAUGAAACUCGGAAAACCCAGUGAUGUUUGGAGUCUGGGCUGCAUUUUGUACAAGAUGGUCUAUGGACAGCCACCAUUUGCCAAGAUCGCCAAGUACUAUGAACGCAUCAUGGCAAUUCCGAACCCUCGUGUACAAAUUGAUUUCCCUGCUCAUGGUAUCGGUGGAGUCACGGUGCCUCCUGGACUUAUUCGAACACUGAAACGCUGUCUGCAGCGUGACCAAACUCUUCGACCAACUAUCGAAGAAAUGCUCGGCCCUCGAGACCAAUUCCUUCAUCCGGAUGCUCAACUUGAGGGCGCCGUCCCUGUGACUCAAGAUAUGCUUGGUCGCAUCCUCGCCAAUGUUGUACAUCACUGCAAAGCGCGUGGCAUUCCAAAAGAUGAGGAGCUUGCUGCAUGGCCUGCUGGAUUCUUCGCGAAGAUCAAAGCAGCCCUGGAAGAAGAAAAUAAUUGA